AUGACCUCCAGCACUGGGCAUUUUCCCAAUAAUGAAACCGACGCCACGCACAAUCACCUCACCGGGGUCUCAUUGAUCCAGGACAGCACAACUCUUCAUUCAUCCAUUUGGCCAUACUCCUUGAUUGUUAUAGUUUACCAAUUGCUUUUGUCAAACGCGCAACAGACCAUACCGGUUAUCUCCACAGCACAAGGCCGAAUCCGUGGCAUUCUGACCCCCCUGCCCUCUGACCUUUUGGGGCCGGUGGUGCAGUACCUGGGAGUACCUUACGCAAGACCCCCCAUCGGAGAGCGACGUUUCCAACCCCCCGAGCCUGCUUUACCGUGGCCGGGGAUACGUAACGCGACCCAGUUUGCUCCGGUGUGCCCGCAGUCGUUGGAUGAGAGGAACAUGCUAACGGACAUGAUGCCCUCGUGGCUAACGGCUAACCUGAACAUAGCAGACACGUACCUGACGCAGCAGAGCGAGGACUGCCUCUACCUCAACAUCUACGUGCCCACGGAGGAAGACAUCCACGAGGAGGGGGGUCAGCGGCCGGUCAUGGUGUACGUGCACGGGGCGUCCUACACGGAUGGCACGGGAAACAUGAUGGAUGGCAGUGUAUUAGCCAGCUACGGCAACGUCAUCGUCAUCACGCUCAACUACAGGCUCGGGGUGCUAGGGUUCCUGAGCACCGGGGACCAAGCGGCCAAAGGGAACUAUGGCCUGUUGGACCAGAUCCAGGCCCUGCGCUGGGUCAAAGAGAACAUUGCAGCCUUCGGAGGAGACCCAAACCGGGUGACUGUGUUUGGGUCAGGGGCUGGAGCGUCUUGUGUCAGCCUGCUCACACUGUCACACUACUCUGAGGACCUGUUCCAGCGUGCCAUCAUCCAGAGCGGUAGUGCGCUGGCCAGCUGGGCGGUCAACUACCAGCCGUACAAGUACACCCGUCAGCUGGGCGAGAAGGUGGGCUGCGUGCUGGAGGACAGCUCGGCCCUGGUGGAGUGCCUGAGGGGCCGGAGCUACCGCGAGCUGGUGGAGCAGAACAUCGUCCCGGCCAAGUACCACACGGCCUUCGCCCCUGUCAUAGAUGGAGACGUGAUCCCGGAUGACCCCCAGAUCCUCAUGGAGCAGGGGGAGUUCCUCAACUACGACGUGAUGCUGGGGGUCAACCAGGGAGAGGGGGUGAAGUUCGUGGAGGGCAUUGUGGACUCGGAGGACGGGGUUUCGGCGGAGGACUUUGACUUCAGCGUGUCGGACUUUGUGGACAGUCUGUACGGGUAUCCAGAGGGCAGAGACACGCUCAGGGAGAGCAUCAGGUUCAUGUACACGGACUGGGCAGACAGAGACAACACAGAGACCCGCAGGAAAACCCUGGUGGCGCUGUUCACAGAUCACCAGUGGGUGGCACCAGCAGUGGCCACAGCCGACCUGCACGCCCAGUACGGCUCGCCCACGUACUUCUACUCCUUCUACCACCACUGCCAGAGUGACGCUACUCCCCCCUGGGCCGACUCAGCUCACGGAGACGAGGUGCCGUACGUGUUUGGCGUGCCCAUGGUCGGACCCACUGACCUGUUCAACUGUAACUUCUCCAAGAACGACGUGAUGCUGAGCGCCGUGGUCAUGACCUACUGGACCAACUUCGCCAAGACCGGGGAUCCAAACCAGCCCGUUCCCCAGGACACUAAGUUCAUCCACACCAAACCCAACCGAUUUGAGGAGGUGGCCUGGUCCAAGUACACACCCAAGGAGCAGCUGUACCUGCACAUUGGCCUGAAGCCUCGUGUGAGGGACCACUACAGGGCCACCAAGAUCUCCUUCUGGCUUCAGCUCGUCCCACACCUCCACCACGUCAACGAACUGCUACAGUCUGUCUCCUCCUUCACCCACAGCCCCUCCCUCCCGGACGAGACCCCCUAUUCCUACACCCGCCGCCUGUCCAAGGUGUGGCCCCCGAGCAGCACCAAGCACCCAGGGGUCCCUCCUGGCACCCCGCAGCCCCCUGAGUCUGCGCUGGGACAGGGGGGAGGAGAGGAGGGAGUGCGGAGCCCCCCGCCCGAGGACUACUCCACUGAGCUCUCCGUCACUAUUGCCGUAGGGGCAUCUCUGCUGUUUCUCAACAUACUGGCGUUCGCUGCACUGCUCUACAAGAAAGACAAGAGACGACUGGAGCACCGCAGGCCCCGCCCACUUCCACCACCACGCCGUGACAUCACAGCGGCGGAUGUGGCCGCGCACCUGCAGGGGGAGGGGCUAAUGUCGCUACAGGUGAAGCAGCUGGACUGUGACACAGCCUCAGCAGAUGAGCGCAAUAACGCCCUGCAUCACCACACGCUCGACACGCUGGACGCCCUGGAUGGUUUAGACACCCAGGACAUCUACAGCACCCUGGACACGGUGCGCCUGACCUGCCCGCCCGACUACACCCUGACGCUACGCCGGUCCCCGGACGACGUGCCCCUCAUGACCUCCCUGAACCCCGGAUCUCUGCCCGUCACUCCAGGCUCCCACCCGGUUACCCCGGCCACACCCAUGACGCCCAUGACCCCGGCGUCUGUGGUGGGCAUGAGGCACCCCCCUCACCAAGGCUACUCCCACCACAGCCCCUACAGCAACACGCACCUGCCGCACACGCACAUCUCCACGCACACACACUCCACCACACGCGUAUAA
Molecule: messenger RNA, 2655 nt
Organism: Periophthalmus magnuspinnatus
Lineage: Eukaryota; Metazoa; Chordata; Actinopteri; Gobiiformes; Gobiidae
Product: neuroligin-4, X-linked-like
Exons: 9
Coding region: 1-2655 (884 amino acids)
Biological process (GO): modulation of chemical synaptic transmission; presynaptic membrane assembly; postsynaptic membrane assembly
Cellular component (GO): synapse; postsynaptic specialization membrane; cell surface
Molecular function (GO): signaling receptor activity; neurexin family protein binding
Source: RefSeq, a predicted model, not a curated record